Pomacea canaliculata is the source of this 2424-nucleotide messenger RNA. RefSeq names its product chitotriosidase-1-like. Gene Ontology annotation, molecular function: chitinase activity; chitin binding. The record is from RefSeq and is a predicted model, not a curated record. Lineage: Eukaryota; Metazoa; Mollusca; Gastropoda; Architaenioglossa; Ampullariidae. The coding region runs from base 368 to 1900 and encodes 510 amino acids. Gene Ontology annotation, cellular component: extracellular region. Gene Ontology annotation, biological process: carbohydrate metabolic process; chitin catabolic process. The transcript has 11 exons.
CUUGACUUGGUGAAACUUUUAAGGCAAACAUUUUCUCCAAAGGUCAUGGUCCCAAUCGGUAAAACUUGUUUUUGGUACCUGCUAAUGCUAAACAAGUGAAUAUUUUGAUGAACCAUAAAAAACAACGAUCGUUCCCAGACUCCUAUGACUUCCAUGCGUCUCCUUGCUCUUGAAUGCGUUGGAAAGAGAGACACACAGACAGAUAUCUGUGAGAGUUAUUUACCCCUGAGAGUUCAAAGAGAUGCAUUCAACGAACGAUUAUAAUAUCUAUAUAUCUACACAUUACCCAUCGCAACUAGCCCUUAAUAUUGCACAAGAAUUUUCAUCGUGAAAGCAGGAAACUGAUUCACAAUACAAAACGCUACAGAUGAUGGGGUGUGUCUUAGAGAAGUUAUUUGCGGUCCUGCUCUGCUGCUUCUGCGCAGGGCCCUCGUUCGUUACGGCUCAGUUCAAACGGGUGUGCUACAUCAACGGGAGAGCUAGGGAACGGGUGGCGACGAUUAGAUUCAGAAUACAGGACGUGGACCCCUUUCUGUGCACCCACCUCGUGUACGCUUUCGCUGGCUUUGACACUGGUGGUCGCCUGCAGUCCCUUCAGGGCAGCAUAGACGUCGACAGCUACAAGGAGCUCAACGGCCUCCGCCAGAGGAACCCAGGCCUAAAAACUCUGCUUGCUGUCGGCGGCUGGAGGUUCGGAUCCCAGAAGUUCUCGCUCAUGGCAAAUAACACAAGCACGCGCCAAACGUUCGUGAGCAGCGCCGUGGCCUUCCUUAGGGAGCAUGCCUUUGACGGCCUCGUCUUGGACUGGCAGUACCCGGGGUAUCGCAACGGCAACGCCAUGGACCGACAGAACCUGAUCGCUCUGUGCAAGGAACUUCGUCAAGCAUUCGAGGAUGAGGCAUCUGGAGAUAAGCGUCUGCUCUUGGCCACUGCAUCCCCGGCGUCUCGCUCACACCUGGACGCCGGGUAUGACGUGGCCGCCCUCACCAGAUAUCUCGACCAGUGGCACUUGAUGACCUUCAACUACCAUGGUCCGUGGGACAGGACGACAGGCCACAAUAGUCCUUUGAUGGCCAGAUCAGAAGACACAGGUCUGGCUCUGACAAGGAAUAUGGCUUGGACGGCCAACGAAUACGUGACACGAGGUGCACCACGUGACAAACUCUUGCUGGGGCUGUCAACGUACGCUCGAGCCUUCAUGCUAGAAAAUUCGUUGCACAUCACACCUGGGUCAAAGGCCACAAUAGCACCCUCUAGCAAUUACACACAGGAACCUGGAUUUCUGGCUUACUAUGAGGUGUGCAAAAUAGUUUCCGAGCCCGAUGCUAACGUGUUCCUGGACAACGAACAGCGAGUGCCAUACUUAGUAAAGAAGAAUCUGUGGAUAUCUUUUGAUGACGUGAACAGCACAAAGGAGAAGGCCCAGUGGCUCAAGCAGCAAGGUUUCGGGGGGUUCGUGGCGUGGACCCUGGACACCGAUUCCUUCCACCCAGAUCUUUGCAACUCGCAGUCUAAUAAAGCCUUCCUCCUCAUUUCCGCUGCUGCUGCCGUGAUGCUGGACUCCGUGCAGCCUGGUGCCAGUUCCUCCUCCCUGCACAAUGUCUCCACAAGCAGCACCACCCCAUCACUGUCGAACAUCAAGCCAGCUCCUGUCACCUCACCACCGGACGGUGUGGAUAGAGCGGAAACGACGGCAGAAACCGCGACAACCUCACCAAGCUCCACGGUGUUUAGCUGUGAAGGGCGACCAUGGCGCAAUUACCCACAUCCGACAUCGCCCUGCCGGUUUAUCGUCUGUUGGGCUGAUCACAUGUACAUCAAAGAGUGCCCCAACUCUAACUUCUACAACCACAACACGGGCACGUGCGAGUUGCCACGGCAGGGCAAGGUCACAUGCUGAGCAGCAGCAGCAUUAACAUCGUUUAUCCUUUAUUCCUUAUUACUCCUCGAGGAGCAUGGGGCCGCAACACCACCUCGCCAGCGGACCCGGUUUGGGGUCCAGCUGAUGUCCACAGUGUUAAUGCUGAUCAGAGGCAGUCUAAACAGACCGUUUUGUUAUCAAAGCUGUAAACCGAUGAUUAAAUCCAUGGUAGUUCUCUGCAUCUACUGCUCAAUUCUUGGUGCACUUAUUUAAAUGUGUAUAUUCACUUAUAAUUAUGUAUGGGUGAAUGCUCAAAUUGUUAAUGAAUUUUGAUGGAAUUGUAUGAGUACUGAUUUUUUCAGCAAAAUCUGGAAUUGCAUCUUUUCCUUUCAGUUUUAAAUGGACUUUAUUUAUUCUUGAAAUCCCCUUAUUGUUACCAAAAGACUGUGAAUUUACAUUCAAAAAAUCUUCUUCAGGGCAAAUCGGAGAUUGAUAAUCAGGCGGGCACAUGCAAAAUUUUUAUCUUUAGAUCAUCAACUGUUUCUUUGUAUUUUUCUAUAUUU